Molecule: messenger RNA, 12182 nt
Organism: Achroia grisella
Lineage: Eukaryota; Metazoa; Arthropoda; Insecta; Lepidoptera; Pyralidae
Gene: kis
Product: chromodomain-helicase-DNA-binding protein 7
Exons: 15
Coding region: 16-11421 (3801 amino acids)
Molecular function (GO): ATP binding; ATP-dependent chromatin remodeler activity; protein binding
Source: RefSeq, a predicted model, not a curated record
ACUCGUAAUUGAGUGAUGGACUCAUAUAACUUAUUUGGUGAUGAUGGAAGCGGUAUGUUGGAAGGACUUACUGAUCUUGGUGGAACAGACAGCUUUGCUGGUGGCUCAUCAUCUUCAGUAGCUGAUAAUAAGGAUGCUACAGAAAACAGUUAUAGGCAGACAUACAACCAAGGUGGUGUAACGCAAGAAGCUUCAAUUCAGAAACUAGCCACAUUUGGCGGGAGUUCUGGUAGCAUACCUAAUAGUGCCCAACCAGGUCCACCACCAGGAGCUGGACCGCCAGGUCCAGAAUAUCAUGAUUAUGGCAAUUAUCCUCCUCGCCCUCGGUUACCUCAGCCGCCACAUGCACCACUACAUCCAUCACAUCAUGUACAUCCUUCACACUCGUAUCCUGGAUAUCAUCCUGGACCAGACCCAAUGUACACUAUGCCUGAACAAACAGGUAUUGGGGAUAUGGGUGUGUGGUCUGGUGCACCAGGAGGUAAUAGAUACGCUCCGAUCGCGGGCUACAGACAUUCUUAUGAACACCAGCAAAAGAUACAUCAAUACACUCCACAACAGAGUUCUGGUAUAGGCGGUCUUCAGGCACAGAAUGGAACAUAUUUACCGCGGCAGCCUCAUUUCUCCCAGCCUACGUCACAACAAAUUUAUGGACAACAACAGAAUUAUCCUAAUUAUACGCAAAUGCAUCCCCCAGCAGCAUCGCGUAUAGGUCAACAUCCUACUUACCACCAACAAAUGGAAGUAAAUCCUCAUCAAUAUGGAAUGCCUCAUGGUCAACAAAGUCAUACUUCGUUGCCUCAACAUCAACCACACCAAAAUAUGGCUAGCCAUGCAAGUGGUUUGGGUCCUGGCAUCCAGAAUCAUCCAAAUGUUCAUCUUCAUCAUCCUAGUGCAGCUCCUCUUCAUCAUGUGCCGCGUCAACCUCCAGUACCACCUUCUUCUGUGGCUCCCUCACACCCAGUCCCUUCAAACAUACCUUAUGCAUCACCUCAUCAUUCCGUUCCAAUGAAUUACCAACCUCAUCAGGUUCAACAUCCUUUAGAUGUUAAUGUUACAAAUCAAUAUAAUCCAGUGAAACCUACUGGUAUAGAAACUGGAAGCCCCCAGUAUCGUCCAGCAUUUCCACAAUUAUCGCCUCAAAUGUCGCCACGAGCGCAAAUGUCUCCACGACAGCAACAAGCACCGCAGUUGUCUCCAAGACCUGUAAUGUCACCAGUGAAAGGACCUAGUGCAUCUCCUCAUGCAUCUCGCAAUGUGGUUCAGACGUCAUCCGCAACUGGUCCUUCAUCCACGGCGGGCUCAUUUACAUCUCAGAAUACUUUACAAGCUUUAGAACAAAUGGUUUUACCUACCGGCACAGAGUAUCCAUUUCAACGGAAUCCUUCACCAGCUAUCAGUCAUAUAGUUUCUUCUCCCUCACAAUGGGGUCAAACAAAAAUAGCCACUUUAGGUAAUAUUACACCAAUGGAGAGCAGUGAUCAAACUACAAAGCCUCCAGAGCCUAAUUCCUCUAUUCCGCCUGUAUUAAAAUCUGAACUGGUGAAUAAAAGUAUUCCAGUUUCCUCAUCAAAUGUUGAAGUUAAAAACAUAGAAAAGACAGAAAACGAACAUGAAAGACCGUCUGAUAAUUUAAGUUCGCCCUCGUUUAAACAACCAACUGCCAUGACUAAUAUUUCAAAGGAUAGCAUAUCCGGUAGUUCUAUGACUACUAAUUUAAAUUCAUCUUGCGUUCCCACUGAAGAACCGGAUGCGCAGGAUAAAUUACCUCAUACAAAUCAAGUUAAAGAAAUAAUUACCGAAUUAAAAGAAGAAGAAAAAAUAGAAAAGAAUUCUGAUGUUCUUCAAAAAAAUGAUCAAACACAAGAGACUAAACAAUAUUCUAAUGAGACUGUAAAUAAACCAACUAAUGUUGAAACUUCAAUUACUCAAGGACUAUCAUUACCACCUUCGUCAAUGAAAAAUGUAGUUAAUCCCGUUACUGAUUCUUCUCAACUAAAUGUCUCACAUCACAUGAACGUGCCAAUGCAUCCUCCGCCUUUAAGUGGUACAACGAAUUCUGCGAAUCAGUACGAUAACAUAACAAAUUUAAAUGUCAGUCGAAAUCAAAAUUAUCCAGCUAAUAAUGUGCAAAAUGCUUCAACUAAUUUGCCGAAUAUAUUACCACCGACUCUUCCGUCAAAUUUGCAGUCUAAUACAAAUUCUAUUCCUUCAACUUUUGAAAGUGGAACUACUGCUGUAACCCAAUCUGUACCUAACGGGCAACAAAAUCAUUCUAUUCAACCCGGAAAUUUAUCAAAUCCUGUGACUUCAAGUUUACCGGUUCAUAAUCAACAGAAUAAUUUAAGUUGUAUACCGUCAGUCAUGCCUAGUAUGCAGACAAAUAUUCAACCACCAACAAUGUCUAAUGUACCCAGUAAUAUGUCUAUCGUUCCACCAAAUACGUCUACAAAUAUACCUAAUGUGCCAGUAGGAAUGUCUCUUAAUGUCCCAACCAUACAUUCCAAUAUGGGACCUUCGAUCCAGACAAUCCCAAACAUACCCCAUAACAUGCCUCAUAAUCCAAAUAUAAUUAUUAUGGGAACAAAUACUAUGCCGCACCCUAACAUGCCCGGUAUGUAUCCCGCAUCACAUCACCAAGAAAGAUUAUCUUUACAGCAACAGAUUCAAGAAAUUUAUUGUUUACCACCGUCGACUGAAAAUCAGGAAAAAGUUCGAUGUUUACAAGAAAGAUUAGCUUUAUUACAGCAACACGAAACAAAUGACAAGUGUAAUGGUAGUCCUAAUUGUCUAUUACAAAAUCCUCUUUAUGGUUCAAAAAUGGUUGAAAGUCCACAAGUAACCAGUACAACCGGACGUGGGAGAGGUAAGGGUCCUACAAAACCAAGAAAACCAAGAGUAAAGAAGGAAAAGAAUAUAAGCAUGGCUCCUCUAGAUCAAUUGCCUGUUUCCGAAGAUUGUGUAACAGCUGGUACGGGACUGCAAAGCAAUUCGGAACUGGACAUAGAGUUAAAUGAAGAAAUUGCAAAUCUUGAUAGUAGUGCUUUAUCAGUAAAUGCUCUUAGUAGCGGAAAAAUUAAAAAACCAAGAGGUCCUCGAAAGAAUAAGGAAAGAAAACCUCGAACACCUAAAGAACCCAAGCCCACUAAACUGACAGAAGAUAAACCAGUGAAACAGCGAAAGAAACGGGAACCCAAAGAUCCUAACGCUCCGAAACGUAGAAGAAAUAUAAAAAAAGAUGCACCUGAAAUUCUGGCAGAUACAACAACGAGUUAUGAUUUGUUAGAAAAAAAUAAUGUUGACAAUAAUUCAAGUGAAAUCUCUGUGAACAAAAAUAUUAACACCAAUGUCACUAAAACUAAUACAACUUCAGAAUUGCCAGGUUUAGAUGAAAGUAUAGUUACAGAUUUUGAUGACAUACCUGUUUCUAAAAUUGCAAUCAAAGAUUUAUUAGAAGAAGCAGAGGCAAAAAGAGAAUGUGAAAAAGAUGAGGAGGCUGAUUCUAUGAAUCAAAAGAAACGUUCAACGAAAAAACGGGCUUCAUCGGGCGGCAGCUGUAAAAAAAUGUCGAUAAGAAAAACGCCUGGUGGUCGUAAAAAGAAGCGUGGUGGAUUAAUUCCGGAUUCUGAUGGUGAACCCGAUGAUAUGAUGUCCACUCCUCCGCCGUCUCCACCGCCGGAGGGAGAUGACAGUUUAAAAAGACGUUCGGCUCGAAAUACUCAGCGUAAAAAAUAUACCGAUGAUGUUAUGUUACGAUUAUCAGACGAUGAGUUUACAAUUACAACUCCCAGAAUCGAAAAAGAUUUUAAGCCAGACGAAUUAUCUGCUGAAACCAAAGAAAAUAUUAAACUUGAGGGCACACCUAAGCCUAAUUAUAUGUAUGUGAAUACCACUGAAGAGGAUUCUAUGAUAGUUCAACAUGUCUUGGCAUGCCGAAUGGGAAAAAGAGAAUUAAAAAUAGAUCUUAGUAGUGACGUAGUGCCAAUAAUUGAAAAAGAGGAGGCGACAGUGAUUACGGACGAGAAAUCUCCAUCGUCCAGUCAGCCCUCAGUCGUUGUUAAUGAUAGUAAUGAAGUUUCUGUUCAGGAAACAGCAACGUUAUCAGAGCCAAAAGAAAAAGAUGAGUCUGAAGUCUUAGAUGAAACAUCCAAACAGAUUAAUAUUAAACCAAGUAAUACGGCGGAUAAAGAAAAUGCUGAGUCAAAAAACAAGAAACCUGUUAUGAUUGAUGUUGAGGAAUAUUUUGUUAAAUACAGAAACUUUUCAUAUUUACACUGUGAAUGGAAAACGGAAGAAGAAUUAUACAAAGGUGACAAAAGAAUAUUCUCAAAAAUAAAACGAUUUAAACAAAAACAAGCUCAACAAAUGAAUAUAUUUGAACUUUUUGAUGACGAGCCAUUUAAUCCUGAUUAUAUUGAAGUGGAGAGGAUUCUAGAUAUGUCGGAAAACCAAGACCCUGCGAAUAAUACAGUGGUUAAACAUUAUUUAGUAAAGUGGAAAAGUUUACAAUAUGAAGAUAGUACAUGGGAGCUGGAAGAAGACAUAGACGUUGACAAAAUAAAGCAAUUUAAACUAUUUACCGAAAUACCACCCAAAGAGAAAUGGAAAUUUAAGAAAAGGCCAUCUGCUGAUCAUUGGGUACAACUUAAGGAAUCACCUUUAUAUAAAGGUGGUAACACACUAAGACCUUAUCAACUAGAAGGACUCAAUUGGUUGCUAUUUUCUUGGCAUAACAACCGCAAUUGUAUCUUAGCAGAUGAAAUGGGACUUGGUAAAACUAUACAAAGUUUAACAUUUGUUAAUUCUACUUGGGAGUAUGGUAUCAGAGGUCCCUUUCUUAUUAUAGCUCCGUUGUCGACUAUACCUAACUGGCAAAGGGAAUUUGAAGCAUGGACAGAAAUGAAUGUUGUUGUAUACCACGGUUCACAGCAAAGUAAAAGUAUGUUACAAGAAUAUGAAUUUUAUUAUAAAAAUGAAGAUGGGGAACCAAUUAAAGAAAUAACAAAGUUCAAUGUCCUUAUUACGACUUUUGAAAUAAUUGUCACUGAUUUCCAAGAGCUUAAAUCGUUUAACUGGCGGAUUUGUGUUAUAGAUGAGGCUCAUAGACUAAAAAAUCGUAACUGUAAAUUAUUAGAAGGCUUGAGACAGCUUCAUUUGGAACAUAGAGUUUUGUUAUCUGGAACACCUUUACAGAAUAAUGUAAACGAAUUAUUUUCAUUGCUUAACUUUUUGGAACCUUCUCAGUUUUCUAGCAGUGAUGCUUUUCUUAAUGAAUUUGGUCAAUUGAAAACUGAAUCAGAAGUGUUAAAAUUACAGGCUUUAUUAAAGCCAAUGAUGUUAAGAAGACUAAAAGAAGAUGUUGAGAAAACGUUAGCACCUAAAGAGGAAACAAUAAUUGAAGUUGAAUUAACUAAUAUUCAGAAAAAAUAUUAUAGGGCAAUAUUAGAAAGAAAUUUUAGUUUUUUGCAAAAAGGAACUGCAUCGGCUGCAAAUAUUCCCAAUUUAAUGAAUACCAUGAUGGAACUUAGAAAGUGUUGUAUUCAUCCAUAUUUGCUUAAUGGUGCGGAAGAUCAGAUUCAAUUUGAUUACAAGCAAACUUAUGGAGAAGAUAAAGAAGCUUACUAUAAAGCUCUUAUACAAUCUUCGGGUAAAAUGGUUUUAGUUGACAAAUUAUUGCCUAAAUUAAAAGCUGGUGGUCAUAGAGUUUUAAUAUUUAGCCAAAUGGUUAGAUGUCUCGAUAUAUUAGAAGAUUAUUUGUUGUUUCGAAAAUAUCCUUUUGAAAGAAUUGACGGCCGCAUUAGAGGUAACCUACGGCAAGAAGCUAUUGAUAGGUUCUCUAAACCAGAUUCAGAUAGAUUUGUGUUUUUGUUAUGCACUAAAGCUGGAGGUUUAGGGAUAAAUCUAACUGCUGCGGAUACUGUUAUAAUAUAUGACAGUGAUUGGAAUCCUCAGAAUGAUUUACAAGCUCAAGCUCGUUGUCACCGCAUUGGUCAACAAAAAAUGGUUAAAAUUUAUAGGUUAAUAUGUCGUAACACUUAUGAAAGAGAAAUGUUUGAUAAAGCUUCUUUAAAGCUGGGCCUUGACAAAGCGAUAUUGCAAAGUAUGAAUACAACACAAGGAAAAGAGACAGGCCUUAAGCAACUGUCAAAGAAAGAAAUAGAAGACUUGUUAAAAAAGGGCGCAUAUGGAGCUGUAAUGGAUGAGGACAAUGCUGGUGACAAAUUUUGUGAAGAAGACAUAGAGAUGAUAUUGGCUCGUAGAACUCAAGUUAUUCAAAUGGAGUCCGAAAAAGGUUCUACAUUUUCAAAAGCAAGUUUUGCUGCUACUGACCAAAGGUCAGAUAUUGAUAUUAGAGAUCCUGAUUUUUGGAACAAGUGGGCUAAAAAGGCCGAAAUAGACACAACGGAAAAAAAAGAGGAUGAAGAUUUGAUCGUUACUGAACCUCGAAAACGAACUGUUAUUAAACGAUAUGGUCAUGAUGAUGGACCUAUGGAAAUGUCAGAUAUGGAAGUGACCCCAGAUUCCGACGAGGAUGAAGAAGGUAUAAGUUUGCGAAGCAAACGUAAAAAGGAAAAAUUCGGCAGAAAAGGUAGAAGAUAUGCAAGUGAUGACUAUAUUCCGCGACAUGAAGGCGUUUUUGUUGAUGAAGAAGUUGUAUAUGGAUCGUGGACUAGAUCAGAAUGCUUCAAAAUUGAAAGAGGACUGCUCACUUUUGGUUGGGCGAGAUGGGAAGAAAUUAUCGAUAAAAAUCAAUUCCGAAAAGGGUGGACGCUGCCUGUCAUUGAAGAUUGUGCGCGUAUUAUAGUACUUUAUUGUUUGCGUCAUUAUAAAGGUGAUGAAAAGAUAAGAAAUUUUAUAUGGGAUUUGAUUGAACCUUGCGAAAAUGGAGAGGUAACUAUCUCUAGAAAUCACAGUGGACUUCAUAAUCCAGUACCUAGAGGAAGAAAUGCUAAAAAGAAGAACAAACCAAAAGAUACGCCUAAACUCAAUGAUACCCAGAAAUGGGAAGAUUCUAAUCAUUGGAGUUCAACGGAAAAAUACGAUUGUGAAGCAUACUUAGAAAGUAGCUAUAAAAAGCAUUUAUUCAGACAUGCUAAUAAAGUCCUGCUACGAGUGCGUAUGAUGUAUUAUAUCAAGCACGAAGUAAUAGGAGACUAUGCCACUCAAAUAGAAAGUGGAAUACAUGCAAGUGUUUUAGGAAUGCGUGUACCUAGAGGAGUUGACAGUACCCCACCUAGGCUGUGGUGGGAUACAGAAUGUGACGUAUCUCUAUUAGUGGGCACAUACAUACACGGUUAUGAGAACUAUUUGGCAAUGCGCUCAGACCCACAGCUAUGCUUUGUAGAUAAGUUGGGUCCACCAGAUGAUGCUGAGUGUACUGAUAUAAAAAGUGAAGAGAGGAAGGUUAGAGGUAGUGUCGUAGGAGACGAAGACUGCACGGAUGACGUAUCUAGUGGAGCUGGCGCCACGUCGCCCACUGCUUCGCCGCGGCCUGACGACGACAGCACGCAGGGCAGCAGCGGUGGCCACCUCUGGCCAUCCAUGCAAGACUUGAACACGAGACUUCGCCGGCUUAUUACAGCAUACCAGCGAAAUUAUAAACGAGAAGAACUCAAAUUGCAGCAACGAGCUAAAAUGGAACGACGAGAACGCAUGGAUCAACUUGCUAGAGAUGAAAUUGCACAGUGGCGCUGGACCCGAUCUGAUGAGGAGGCCUUUAGACGCACAGUUGCUUCCUAUGGAGUGGAAUUUGAUCCAACAACCAAAAGUCUUCGUUGGAGUCGAUUUAGAACAUUGGCACGAUUAGACUCUAAAAGUGACGAUGCAUUAACUGAUUAUUUAAAGGCGUUUAUGGCUAUGUGUAAACGUCAGUGUGGUCUCUCUGUGGGUGAAGCAGAACUACCGACAAGGGCAGAUUUAAAAGCAGAACCUAUUGGUGAAGAAAGAGCUAUUGCAACUUUAGAAAGAAUUGAUUUACUACGUGUUUUACGAGAAGAAGUAGCACCACAUUCAGCCCUAGAUACGCGUUUAGCGCUUUGCGAACGUUCACCUGACACACCACCUUGGUGGCAGCCGGCGCGCCAUGAUAAGCUGUUGGUUUUGGGAGUUUGCAAGCACGGGCUAGGAGAUACAUUUAACAAACUAUUUUGUGAUCCAAAAAUGCCCUUUGCGGAUUGCGCUAAUAAAUGGUAUACAACACAUCGUGGUAGCGGAAAACACGAGUCACAAAAUAUUACUUCUGAUGAUGAAGAGAGGAGUAAUGUAGAUGAAUCUACAUACGAAACACGAACGUCUCUUCGACGUAGUAAACGUACCACCAUCGCUUGUGAUCGUGAUAACGAGGAAGACACCGAUGCUCUAUCAGAGCUGGAGAACCUCGCAAAGCUCGGAAGGAUCGAAGGCUCUCUGAGCCCGGAGCAUUGGUUCACGGAGCGAGCUCUCGAGACCAGACUCCAUCAUAUCGCUCAUGCUGUGCAAAAUCGGGAGUGGCCGGGUGCACCCCCGACUCCUAAGACCGGUGAUGGAGGAGUUCGCGCCGCACACGCUGAUCAAGCAGAGGAGCGUAAGCAUGGUCAGAAACGGCAUAUAGCAAUCGAUGUAGAGACCGACCGCGCCAAACUGCACGCAUUACUGUCUUCACCAGCCACCGCGCACUCUGCACCGUCGGCUCACAUGCGCGUAGAGCGAAUGGAGCGCGACGAUGCAUCUAGUGAUUCCGGUUCAAGGCGGUCGACACCGGCGCCGCCGCCAGCGCACCAGCGGGUGGCGCCGUCCCCCGCAGCCGCUGCGGCAACGUUGCCCGCCGCCGUCUCGCCGGGUAACUCCACCCCGGUAGAUCUAUCUGCGCCGCUAGACCUUAGUGAGGCACAGGACUUCUCAAUGGGCCGUCGUACCCCGCACGCUACUGACGGCGUUGCGUCUGCCCCCUCUGCUAUAGCCGCCGCAGUCUCAUGCGCAUCUCCCGUCACACCUACCAGGAGCAAGCUUGACGACACGCUCUCUAGAUUGAUGAAAAGAAAAAAUGUGCCUGCUCCGGAACAGAUAGUUGGUAAAGAGAAGAAGAGAAAAAAACUGGAUGAAAUUGUUUUGGGCUUAUCGGUUGCCAAAGGUCGAAGUCCGUCAGCCACAUUUUUGUCAGACCCAUCUCGUAGUAGAAAUACGUCUAUUCUUCCUGACGUCACUGUUACACCUGCGGUACCUCCAACAUCUUCUGUGGGUUUGCCCAUACAAAAACCAUUCUCAGUAACUGUUACUAAUGUCCCAUCUCCUCAAGCUACAUCCAAAGAAUUGUCUUCUUUCUUACAACAAUCACUAGAGCAGACUAAUAAAGGGCAUAAAAGCACUUCCAGUGUGCCAAUGAAGCCCUAUUCGCAUGAGGCUAAAGUAAAUAAAUGGCUAGCUGAACAAGCUAGUGUAGAUGCUCGUCGUCGUGGAUUAACACCUCGUCUCACACCUGACGAACAUGUACCUGUUGUUCAUCGUGUUACUGGAAAACGUAUAGUUGGACACAAAGCACCUCAAUUGAAGCAUCUGGCGCAAUGGAUAGCUGAGAACCCAAUGUAUGAUAUUGACUCUAAGUGGACUGAAGGUAUUAAAGAACAUGUUAAAUUACCACAAGAUGUACGCACUCAACGACAUUCUCCAAUGCAGUCAACUGUCACCGAACGCAAAAAGGGUAGACCUCCCACUCUCGACGCCUCGUCAGCUAAUGUAUUGUCUUCAAAUGCUCCCCAUAUGAAUCAAAAUAUUAGUGGUUUAAACCCUGCCCUUUUAGCAAGUUUAUCUAGUUUGAGUGCAUUUGAUCCAAAGACAUUAGCAGCAACACUUUCAAACUUAACAGGGUUUGAUCCAAAAUUAUUGAAUACAUUUGACCCAAAAUUAUUAUCUAGCUUAAGUAGCUUCGAUGCCAAGAACAAUCCACUGUUAAAUUCGUUUGGAAGUAUGCCUAAUUUAUUAGGAAAUAUUGCCGGAAGUAAUAUUUUUGCAAAUUUAGCAGGUUUAGGUCUACCUGGAUUUUCUUCUCUUGAUAUGAAUAAUUUAAGUGGAUCAAGUAAUUCAGCAGAAAAAUCGAAACCAAGAAAACCAUCAGAAGGAGCCAGUACAUCUAGUUCCAAAUCUACUAAUCCCCAAUUUCCUUUUGUAUUUCCAAAUCCUAAUAUGUUAUAUCCUCAACUGGGGCUAGGUGGAUUAAAUCCAUUUGGUAUGCAUUCGGGUAUGUCGUCAGCAUAUGAUGCCUUAGGCCUACUUGGCAAUAAUUUGGCUGCAAGUUCUAGUUCAGCAACAUUACACAGCUCUAGCCAUACACGUAAUAAUACAAAGACAACUACUCCCAGGUCAUCAACUGUUGUUACUAGUUCAUCUACAUCACGACAACAAAAAAAUUCUGAUCGUCAACAGUCCAAUCAACUACCUCAGAUCCUUUUGCCACCGGACCCAUACCUGUUGGAAUCUCUUUCUAAACAGUCUCUAAACUACGAGUCCAUUUUAAGAGGAGAAAAACGAUCUCGUGAUAAUGAUAGUCAUGAAACAACCGCUACUGAUUUGUCUAAAACGGAUAAAAAAAAAAUACCAUUUGACACUUUGCGUUCUCAAGUACCUCCUGAAUUUGCUGCCGUACAAGAAAAGCUGUUAAAAGGUGAUAAGAAAGAUAUUGAUAUAAGUAAAAUGCUAUUGGAACAAAUGGCUUCUGGAGCGCUAAGUGCAAGCCUUGUUAGUUCAGCUGAAGCUAAAAAAGCUAAAGAUAGUGAGAAAGACCCGUACGAAAAAUUAAACAAAAGCUCUUCUGAAUAUAUCGCUAGAACAUUAGCAUCUGAGGAAAGCUCCACAAAUUUGUCAUUAACACAUAAAAGAACCCAUGAUGAAAUGAACUGUGAACCAGAAAACUUAGCUCUACAGGCGAAUGAACUUAGAGCAUCAAAGAAACUUAAGGAUUCGCUUGUUGAAACCAAUAGUAAUAUAGAUAAACAAUCGGAAACCAAUACAGGAGAAAUGGAUUUAGAAGACUUAAUAGCUCCAUCAACUGUUAUUAAAACUGGUAUGAAGCCUACUGAUUUUGAUAACAACAUGCAGAAAAUAACACCUACAGAUAACAUACCGUGUCCUGCUCAAUCUAAUAUAGAAAAAGACGAAAGUUUACAACCUAAUCUAACCAGUCCAUACCACGAUGAUUCAAAUGUACUUACUGCUAAUGAACAUAUACAAAUUAACGAAGGAAGUAUUUCGGAUAUUGAUAAUAAAGAUAAUAAUCUUAUGGUUGAUGAUCCAGCCAAUAAUACUGAAAUACCUUCAAAUGAGAGUGGACGUAGAGGGACCAAAAAGAAAACCCGUAAAUCGUCUGAAGAAGCUUCAACUUGUCCGCGACGUGAGUUGAGAUCAAGUGCUGGACGUCAAUCCACAGACAAUAUGUCCUCAAAUCAUUAAGCUAAAAGUGGAUUUAAUACCGUAAUACGAAUAAAUAAUGAAGUUGCUGGAUGAUUACAAUUUCUCACUUGCAUUAACAGCUGACAUAAAUAACUAUAAAAUUUUUCUUUGCGUAUUAUAUUGUUUAAUAUGAUGACAGUUUUUAUUUAAUUUAGCUAAACUAAUUGAAAUAUUGUAAUAAUUUUUUUUUGUGGAUUUUUAUUGGAAAUAUUGUUAUUGAUAAAUUGAUUUUAAUAUGUAUAUUAAUUUUUUAUGUUUAUGUACGGCAUAAUUAUGGUUGCGAACUUCUUAGUUUAUAAACUUUUUAUUUUAUAUUAAAAUAUAUAUAAUUUAACUAUAUAUAAGGUAUUUUCGAUAAUAAAAUAUAAUCUAGGUGUAAAUGAAUAUGUAUCAGCUGAUAAUUUUUGCUGUGUUGAAUUUUAAUAAAUUCUGACGUCGUAUUACACUCAUACUUAUAGACAAAACAAAAUUUGUCUUUGAGAAGACUAAGAGAAUAUUGAAUCUAUUUUCAAUUUUAAUUUAAAUUUGUAACUGUCUAAGAAAUGUUUCUGGUUUCCAGAAAUAUUGUUUCGCUAAGUAUAGGUAACUAGUAAAUAACUUGAGCACAAUUUUGAGAUCAUGUGACUUGCGCUUCAGUAAUUUUAUCUACAAGUCUACUGCGCAAUUUACUUUAUCUGUUUGUGUUCAACUUAUUUUCUGUGACAUUUAAGCUAAAUAUUAAGAAUAUUAUUAAUUAUUCUUCAUUUUGCUUAUAAACUUUU